This is a messenger RNA of Exophiala xenobiotica, 2512 nucleotides long. RefSeq lists its product as uncharacterized. NCBI's taxonomy places the organism in Eukaryota, Fungi, Ascomycota, Eurotiomycetes, Chaetothyriales, Herpotrichiellaceae. Gene Ontology annotation, biological process: mRNA processing. The transcript has 2 exons. Bases 183 to 2351 code for a protein of 722 amino acids. The record is from RefSeq and is a predicted model, not a curated record. Gene Ontology annotation, molecular function: RNA binding. Gene Ontology annotation, cellular component: nucleus.
AUCAACACGACGUAAAUACAUAUCCUACGAAAAGUGUUCCUGAAGCCUUGCAUGAGGUUUCCAGAGCUCGUUGGUUCUUGAUUCGUACCAGAGACCUGAGCGAGUAAAUGACGCCGCCGACUUGAAGUUCCUGCGCCUCAGGUUGCAGCUUUAAGUUUGUGUCUCCUUCAUGUUCCUUCAUCAUGGCGUACAAACGUUCUCGACAAGCCUUCGAAGCUGAUCUGCAAAAGCAAGCGUCGCCCUUUGUCUUCUAUGGGACACCACUACCACCUUCGGACGAACACACUCGAGACGACGGCUCCUUCGUGCCAGUCUGGAAGCAAGAAGUGACGGAUGAAAGAGGAAGAAAACGCUUGCACGGUGCGUUUACUGGUGGCUUCAGCGCCGGAUAUUUUAACACUGUAGGCUCUAAGGAAGGAUGGACGCCUUCUUCAUUUGUCUCGUCGAGGCAGAGUCGUACCACAAACGGCGCAAAGCCGGCCCAGCAGAGGCCGGAGGAUUUUAUGGAUGAAGAGGACUUGCGUGAAGCAGAAGAAUCGCGUACAAUCAGCACGUCGAAUGAGUUCGCAGGCUUUGGCACCGAGCAUGAUGCGCUGCGAAGAAGCGCCGCCAUCGACAUCUUCCAGCCAACGGAGGAGACCAUUGGCUCCAAGUUGCUUACAAGAAUGGGUUGGCGAGAAGGUCAAGGUAUAGGUCCUCGAGUAAGGAGGGCCGCACAUCUCGGCGAUGACAAGGAGGAAGCAUCGGAGCUACAUCUAUUCGCUCCCAACGAUGUGGAAAUUGUCUCAUUUGCACGAAAGACAGAUCACAAAGGCCUUGGCUAUGAAAGCGAAUUGCAAGGAGCGAGUAAUGUGACCGGUAAAAGCCAUGAUGUUCAUCGCAAGUCCUUGCGGCAACAUGACUCUUCCGAUGACGAUACCUCCAGCGGCCCCCUCGCACUCUCAAAGAAGCCCGCAGUACGAACAAAAAAGACUGGUAUUGGUGUCGGCGUGCUCAAUGACGACGGUUCCGACGACGAUGAUCCGUACUCGAUGGGUCCCAGAAUAUCUUACAGCAAGACUCUAGGCGGGGACAAGAAGACGAGGAUCAAGUCGAAGACCGCCUCAAGUAACGCGAAUCCUCUACUCAAAACCAAACCAACUUUCAUAUCUAAGAAGUUGGCGAACCUCAAAGGAGCACUCCGGAAAUGCCACGAUGGUCGACUGCCUCCGGAUGGCUUCGUGUUGUCUGAUCAGCUGGACUCGUUUGGAAGUCUCACUAUGCAAGAUGACAAGUAUAAACCUCCAGCGGUGCCUGCAGGAUGGGAAUCGAGAUUAUCGAAGGGCGAUACAGUUGUUGGCGAUUCAAAAUUUGUCUCGGCAGCAGAAGCUGCCAAAGCCUCUAAUCUCAGUGCCAAAGUACGGGCAUCGAUCCUCGGAGAAACGCAACUCCCUGGGAAAUCGGUGUUCGAUUUCCUCACCCCAUCUGCUCGUGACCGGCUUGCGGCAGCUUCAGGUCAGCAGGACCUUCCUACUGCCCGCAGUGAACCGCCACCAGCAGGGUAUGAGGCUUCCAGUGCCGCGUCUACGUCUCUGCAAAGCCUAGUCCCUCACCUAGACAAAGCCACAGCACUGCAAGCCCUGAAUCGUGGCGUGAGUGGCUGGAUGCCCUAUGCUGAAGACGAAAAGAAGCGAUCUAGGUAUCGAGCGUACCUGGAGAUUCAGGCUGGUCUAAGACAAGAUGAACUGCCACCCCGUGCUGAGGGUAUGAGCCAAGACGAGUGGGCCAUUGAGAUGCAGGAAUUUACCCGAGCUGCUGAAGUCUUCAGGCCCGUCAGUGGAUUGAUGGCGAGCCGCUUUACGUCUUCGGCAUCUCUUCCGCAAGGUCAAAACAUAGAUUCAUCGGCAUCUGCGGACUCUUUGAUGACGAAGCCGAUGGCAAAACCAGAAGAUCCGGCGGUAUCAGCUGCGAAACUGGGUAUGUUUGGUCCCAUGACGAGGUCUGCGUCGAACUUCUACCCAACCAGACUGGUCUGCAAGAGGUUCAAUGUUCCUUACCCCGAUCACUCCGCUUCGAUGGCUUUUGACACUGGAAACGGCACAGCAAGUCCAGCUGGGCCGCAGGGACUUGCGAUGACUCAACCUCGGUCUUUCAUUCCACCCGGCUUUCAGCAGGACAAUGCAAAGGUGCCCAAACCACUGACCGAAAGAAAAGCUCCAAUUGCUUCCGGAUCAGUAGCAGGUGAGGACGGACCAGAUUUGCAGCCGGCCUCCACCAAACUGGAUCCGGACAGGAACGAAGCCCUAGAGCAGGAGCGACCAGGACAAGCUGUUUUCAAAGCAAUCUUUGGCAGUGACGAUGAGGACGAUUAGACCCGAUAGAUAACGUUGUCUGCUUCUUGGACACUGUAGCUUGAUCUCCCCUGGAGUCGUACUACGUAGUAUCAUAGUGUAAGUUGAGCAAUCGACGUAGAGCGACCUCCAAGGUGAAGUCUAGCAGAUGACAAGGGUUGAUACAAAGCUAAAGGUUCGAG